CUCCCUCUUCUCGUUCUGCUCGCCCGUUUGGACUCCUCUUCUCUCUCUCGCUCGCGCGCUCUCUCUCUCUCUCUCUCUCUCGAUUUGGAUCUCGAAAAAGCUUCGAUCUUUGGAGAGCAAUGGUGGACAGCGGGCUCUACGGCGCAGUGCCGAGCACUCCAUUGCUGAAGGACGAGCUCGACAUCGUGAUUCCGACGAUCCGGAACCUGGACUUCCUCGAGAUGUGGCGCCCCUUCUUCCAGCCCUAUCACCUCAUCAUCGUCCAGGACGGGGACCCCUCUAAGACGAUCAAGGUUCCCGAGGGCUUCGACUACAAGCUCUACAACCGGAACGACAUCAACCACAUGCUUGGCCCGAAGGCCAGUUGCAUCUCCGUCAAGGACUCCGCCUGCCGCUGCUUCGGCUUCCUCGUCUCCAAGAAGAAGUACAUCUUCACAAUCGACGACGACUGCUUCGUUGCCAAGGAUCCAAGUGGCAAAGAGAUCAACGCACUUGAGCAGCAUAUAAAGAAUCUCCUUAGCCCUUCGACCCCCUUCUUCUUUAAUACUUUGUAUGAUCCUUUCCGUGAAGGUGCAGAUUUUGUUCGUGGAUAUCCUUUCAGUCUCCGUGAAGGUAUUACAACUGCUGUGUCUCAUGGCUUGUGGCUCAACAUUCCGGACUAUGAUGCACCCACCCAGCUUGUGAAGCCCCUUGAGAGAAAUACCAGGUAUGUGGAUGCAGUUCUCACAAUUCCAAUGGGAACUUUGUUUCCCAUGUGUGGGAUGAAUUUGGCUUUCAACCGUGAGCUGAUUGGCCCUGCAAUGUACUUUGGACUCAUGGGUGAUGGCCAGCCUAUUGGCCGUUAUGAUGACAUGUGGGCAGGAUGGUGUUCUAAGGUGAUUUGUGAUCACUUGGCAUUGGGAGUCAAGACAGGUCUGCCUUAUAUAUGGCAUAGCAAGGCAAGCGACCCAUUUGCGAACCUCAGAAAGGAGUACAAUGGAAUCCACUGGCAGGAAGAGAUGGUACCCUUCUUCCAAUCCGUAAAGUUUCCGAAGGGGUGCACCACUGUUCAGAAAUGCUACAUUGAGCUCUCCAAGCAGGUUAAGGCAAGGCUUGGGAAGCUGGACCCUUACUUCAACAAGCUAGCAGAUUCCAUGGUCACCUGGAUUGAGGCCUGGGAUGAAUUCAACCCAUCUGAAAAUAUGGGGGCUGCAACUGCUGAAGUCCCCAAUGGCCCGGCUCAAGGGAAAUAGAUGAGACAGCAUGGACCUAUGUCAUUUAUAUAGUCUCCCUUUUCUUUAGUGCCUCAGACUUUUAGCCUGCUAUAGGUGAACUCAACUUUUGCCCAUUGCAGAGGCUUAAAAGUAAGUACUUGGUGGUUGGGUUAAUGCAGUGCUUUCUUACUUUGAGAUGAUAAUAAGGUAUCAUUCGAUCUGAGAGCUGGUUAUAGGGUAGCAUGGUGUUGUGAAAUGAUACUUGUGAUCGGGUUGUAUUGAAUCUUAUGUUCUUCAGGUUUAAAGCUAAAAUUUGAAUAUUGGAAUUGGAUUUGCACUUUGGCCUA
This is a messenger RNA of Elaeis guineensis (African oil palm), 1540 nucleotides long. RefSeq names its product UDP-arabinopyranose mutase 1. The record is from RefSeq and is a predicted model, not a curated record. Gene Ontology annotation, molecular function: UDP-arabinopyranose mutase activity. Gene Ontology annotation, biological process: plant-type cell wall organization or biogenesis; UDP-L-arabinose metabolic process. Gene Ontology annotation, cellular component: Golgi apparatus; cytosol. NCBI's taxonomy places the organism in Eukaryota, Viridiplantae, Streptophyta, Magnoliopsida, Arecales, Arecaceae.